Messenger RNA from Corylus avellana, 1201 nucleotides. Lineage: Eukaryota; Viridiplantae; Streptophyta; Magnoliopsida; Fagales; Betulaceae. The record is from RefSeq and is a predicted model, not a curated record.
CUCAUCAAAUCUCAUGUCCGCUUCUCUUUUUUUGUCAUUCCCUCCCAUUCCUCCCCCAUUGGCGCCCCGCGCGUGGCUCCACCGCUCAACCCUCUCUCUCCUAGCCGUUCGCCGGCGAAAUCUUCCGCUACUAUUUCCGAUCAACAUGUCCUCCGACCACCACCUCGUCGUACCGACGACUGAACUCUGCGACGAGUCCGAUUUCGAAACCAUUGUCUCCCCCGACGGUCUCAUCUCCAUCUGUGGCUUCGGUUCCCUCCUCUCCGAAAGGAGCGCGAGGAGUACAUUUCCAGACCUGAUCGACUUUAGAGUUGCGAGAUUGAACGGCUUUCGGCGCGUGUUCGCUCACGCGGCUCCGAUUUUCUUCGAGCGUGGUAUAGCCAAGCCAGAAACCAAGGAGAUUUCUAGCUUGAGUGUAGAGCCCUGUGAAGGUGAAACUCUGGUGGUCACAGUCUUCGAGAUUCAAAAAUCAGAGAUUCCGGCUUUUGUCAAGAGGGAGCUUGAAUUUCGGUUCCUAGCUGUUGUGCCUGAAUCACUUGAUGGGAAGCCAUUUGACAAUCGAGCGGUGCUUUGUGCUCGAUAUAGUGAUGAGGAAUUUUUUCAAGUUCGAUGCAAAGGAAGCAAGGAGAUCUAUUUUCAGCAUUAUGGACGUUAUAACAUUGAUAAGAUUUGGCGAGAUGAUAUUUUACCUUGCCGUGUUUAUCUUAGACACUGUGUUUUGGCAGCAAAGAACCUCAGUGAUGUAGCCUACAACAACUUCCUGGAUCACACUUUCCUUGCGGACCGUAAAACAACCAUCCGUGAGUACCUUGCAACAACGGGUUCAGGCAUAAUGGAAGAGGAGCCUCCAGAAUCGCUCAAGACGCGUUAUGGUGGUUGAUAUUUUCUCCGAAAUAAAUAGAAAAAUUAGAAGUUGUGUGAAGAAGGUUUCAUCGCUUGUUCAACACCAUCUUCAACCUCAUUUAUCUGUGCGCGGAGUUUUGAGGAGAAGAGCUCUAAAUUAUUCCGACCAGCAGGACAAAUGUAAAAUCUGGUACUCAAAGCUGGAAAUUUGUAUUCUUAGAAGCAAAUAGGGCGAAUACUGUAUUCCAUGCGUUGGUAGCAAAAUUAAACAAUUGUACGCCUUUCAGAUUUAUAUUUCUCAAAAUGGAAGCAUUUAGAUUAUUCAAUUUGCACAUUUUAUAGCAUUUGUUUUCCUUCU